Messenger RNA from Rhipicephalus microplus (southern cattle tick), 771 nucleotides. Its product is annotated as piggyBac transposable element-derived protein 3-like. NCBI's taxonomy places the organism in Eukaryota, Metazoa, Arthropoda, Arachnida, Ixodida, Ixodidae. The record is from RefSeq and is a predicted model, not a curated record.
AUGACCGACCAGAAUGAGCCAAGGGACACUUCUAGCGAUGACAAGUUCUGGAAGGUGAGGCCGCUCCUUGAUGUUAUUAGGUGCCGGUGCCUUCAGCUUGAGGAGCUUGAGCUGAACUGCAUUGAUAAGCAGAUGGUGGCAUUUUCAGGGAGGGUCCCAGCCAAGCAGGUCGUGAAGAGCAAGCUGAAGCCUGUAGAGGUCAAGAUUUUUGUGCGGUGCAGCACGGAUGGCCUGGCACAUGAUUUUGAGCUGUAUCAGGACAAAAGCACAGGCAUCGACCGGGAAUUUUUCUACCUUGGGCGAGGGGGAUGUGUAGUAAUGAGACUUGUGGAGUCAUUUACGCUGCAACGCAACCUCAAACUGUCCUUUGACAAUUAUUUUACGCCUGUGUUGCUUCUGGGGGAGCUGAAACCAAUUGGAAUCCUUGCCACUGGUACAAUUAGGUCCAACAGGCUGCUGGGUUGUCAGCUGAAGGGAGAAAAAGAAAUUCGAAAGGACGAGCGUGGACGCAUCGACAUCAAGGUGACGGAAGCGCGAGAUGUCGCUCUUGUGCGAUGGAAGGACAACAAUCUUGUGACGGUGGCCUCAACACAAGUUUGCACUGGGGAACCUAAAGCUGUUAGCAGGUGGAGCUCUUCAAAAAAGGAGCACAUUGAAGUGGAGUGCCCACAGGCUAUACUUGAGUACAACCGCCACAUGAGGGGGGUUGACAAGCUUGAUUUUAUCAUGCUGAUUUACCUCAUCCGAGCAAAACCAAAAAAUGGCCGUUAG